Molecule: messenger RNA, 1845 nt
Organism: Daphnia magna
Lineage: Eukaryota; Metazoa; Arthropoda; Branchiopoda; Diplostraca; Daphniidae
Product: stress response protein NST1-like
Exons: 9
Coding region: 1-1620 (539 amino acids)
Biological process (GO): negative regulation of Notch signaling pathway; positive regulation of neuron differentiation
Cellular component (GO): nucleus
Molecular function (GO): transcription corepressor activity
Source: RefSeq, a predicted model, not a curated record
AUGUCUUCUAAGAAGAGUUCUUACUUGGAUAGCAUCCACAUUUUGUUCAAAGUUAAGUCCACUGGGGACUACACUGUUGGAGCUGCUGGGAUGAUAUCGCUGCCUAAGUUACCAUUAGAGAAUUUAGUUCUUCUCGACAAAAUUCAUAGUCUAAUGGAUUCUAAGGCUGAGAUUAAAAUCAGGCUAGAGAACUUAAACGGCAAAAGACAAGUCCUUGUGGCCACAAUUCAUGAAUUUUCAAAAAAACCGACUGGCCGGUCGGAAAUGGAAAAACUUCGAACACAAAUGGAUGCUUCUGGUGAAAUAUCCAACAAAAUUGAAAAAGAGGAAAAGAAAAGGGCUGAUGAACAGGCAAAGAAAAAGGCUGAAGAAGAGGCAAAGAAAAAGGUUGAAGAACAAGCAAAGAAAAAGGCUAAUGAACAGACAAAGAAAAAGGCUGAAGAAGAGACAAAGAAAAAGGCUGAAGAACAAGCAAAGAAAAAGGCUGAAGAACAAGCAAAGAAAAAGGCUGAAGAACAGGAAAAGAAAGAGGAUGAAGAGCAGGCAAAGAAAGAGGCUGAAGAAGCAUCUUUAAAGAAAAAAGCUGAUACUGUAAAGAAUAAUUCUCAUAUGCCUGUUGCUAAAAAGAGACUAACUUAUUACAAUGAAGACCUUAAUGAAGAAAGUGAUGCCGAUACACAGAAAGAUUUGUUCGAGGAGUCAUCAGAUGAAAGUGAUCACGAAAACUCAACGGAUGGUUCAAAUGUCGCCGAUAGACAAAACAUAGAUGAUGAUGAGGAUAGUUUAUAUCAUAAACCGUCUUCUGGUGUUUCUGAAAGCAACACCCUUGCGUCCCUUAGUUCAUCGACCAUUUUAACAUCUUUGGAAAAUACGGCAGAAGAAAACUGUGGUUCCGUGUUAGUAAAUAACCAUUCAACACCCUCUCGUCAUCAGCAGAUGUUGGAUAUGAAAAACCGAAUCAGCGAUCUUGAGAGUGAAAAUGGUUUUCUUUACCACAAGGUGGAUGAAAAGGACGAGGAAAUUGAAUCCCUUAAAGCUGAUAUUCUUCAAUUACAGAGCAAAAAUCCAGAUAAUUUGGUUGAGAGAAUUACUGCUGCACUUUCGGGAGUUAAUGGAACGACGAGAGUUUCCGUGAACGAAGACAAUACUGCUGCCACUCAUAACGUCUCAAGACACUCAACGUCAAGGGAGCACGUAAUGGUACAACUAGUUCAAGGGCACAAUUUGAGAAUCGAGAAAUCUGAUCUGAAAUUUGCCAUUACUAUUGGAAGGCUAUCGAGCGGAAAUCUCCACCUAAUGGUCAACAAAAUUAUGGAAUCCAUUUACACCCGUGUGUUUAUGAGUAAUCACACGUUGACCGGAAUGGCCCCUAGGGCAAAGAAAGUCGGAAACACGCCGCCAACACCGGUUAAGCCUGAUUUUCCCAGGGAAGAUGUUUUAGCUAUAACUCGUAAGUUUUUUUUGGUUUAUCACAACCAAGUGAUCAAACCAAAGGAUGAGAGAGUUGCAAUACGCUCAAAAUUGUCGACCGAGAGUAGGGCCAUUCUGGCAAUCAACACAACGGAUUUGGAACCUGGCGUAAACACCAUAGAUGAAGCCAACGAAGAUUCUGCAAAUUAGUUAUUCCUAAAGUCACGAUUUCACGCGAUUUCACCAUAUCUAGGCAAAUAGAAUUUGCCUGUUAAGGUUUUUAAUUUUUAACCUAGCUCCCAUCACAAUCCAUGACUCAGUUAUUCAAUCAUUUUUUUAUCGGAUUGAUGGAUCUCUUAACUAUUUGUUGUUUCGAAACUGGGGUGUUCUUAUUUGGGGUGUUAUCUUAAUUAAUGUUUUAAAAAUUUGUCUUUC